AUGAGAAAUCCGGUAAUUCUUAUGGAUAUGAAUGCAAAACGGCAAUUGGGUCGAAAGGCACAAGUAUCUAAUAUUCAUUCAGCAAAAACUGUAGCUGAUAUCAUUCGAACUUGCCUAGGACCCAAUGCAAUGUUAAAAAUGAUACUUGAUCAAAUGGGAGGGGUGCUUCUUACAAAUGAUGGACAUGCUAUCCUUAGAGAAAUAGAAGUUGCACAUCCAGCAGCAAAAUCUAUGAUAGAGUUAAGUCGAACUCAGGAUGAAGAAGUUGGAGAUGGAACAACUACUGUUAUUGUAUUAGCUGGGGAAUGUUUAAUUCAUUCUCUUCUACAUCUUGAACGAAAUAUUCAUCCAGUUAUUGUAAUAUCUGCAUUUAAACAUGCUCUUGCAGAUGCUCUGAGCAUAAUUGAAGAGAUUUCUCAGAAAGUAAAUACGAAAAGCGAUAAGGAGAUGAAUGAGCUUAUAAAUAUAUCUAUUGGAACAAAAUUUAUAAACCGCUGGAGUGAUUUGAUGUGUAAACUUGCCCUUAAAGCAGUACGCAUCGUUGAAAACAAUGUUGACGGAAAACAUGAAAUAGAUAUCAAACGCUAUGCAAGAGUUGAAAAAAUUCCUGGAGGGGAAAUUAACCAAAGUGUUGUUUUAGAUGGAAUUAUGCUAAACAAAGAUGUUACCCAUCCUAAAAUGAGGAGAAAAAUCGAAAAUCCUAGAAUUGUACUUUUAGAUUGUCCUUUAGAAUAUAAGAAAGGGGAAUCGCAAACAAACAUUGAAAUAACUAAAGAUGAAGAUUGGAAUAGAAUUUUACAAAUUGAAGAAGAACAAGUACGGCAGAUGUGUGAAGCAAUUUUAGCUCUUAAGCCAGACAUUGUUUUUACUGAAAAAGGUAUAUCAGAUCUCGCUCAACAUUUUUUUUUGAAAGCAAAUAUUACGGCUAUUCGUCGUGUUCGAAAGUCUGAUAAUAACAGGAUUGCUCGUGCUGUUGGUGCAACUAUUGUGAAUCGAGUAGAAGAUCUUCGUGAGAAUGAUGUAGGAAAAGAUUGCGGUUAUUUUGAAAUAUCAAAGAUUGGUGAUGAAUAUUAUACUUUUUUAACCAAAUGCAAAAAUCCUAAAGCAUGUACUAUUUUACUACGUGGUCCUUCCAAAGAUAUUAUUAAUGAAAUUGAACGUAAUUUACAAGAUGCUAUGUGUGUCGCUCGAAAUGUUCUUUUUUAUCCAAAACUUUCUCCUGGUGGUGGUGCAACUGAGAUGGCUAUUAGUGUUAGAUUAUCAGAGAAAGCGAAAUCCAUUGAAGGAAUAAUUCAAUGGCCAUAUAAAAGUAUCGCAGAUGCUAUGGAGGUUAUUCCUCGGACAUUAGUACAAAAUUGUGGUGCAAAUCCAGUAAAAGUGUUAACGGAAUUAAGAGCAAAGCAUGUCAAUGGACAACAUUCAUGGGGAAUUGAUGGUGAAACCGGAAAAGUAGUAGAUAUGCGUCUCUAUGGUAUAUGGGAGCCACAAGCUGUAAAGGCACAAUCUAUAAAAACCGCAAUUGAAAGUGCAUGCCAUCUAUUAAGAGUUGAUGAUAUUGUUAGCGGUAUUAAAAAGCCAAAAGAAAAAGGAAGUUCUGUAGUAGAGACACAAAACAUCUCUGAAAAAGAUAUUGAAAACCAAAAUGAAUAAUAUAUUAAAUUUCGAG
Messenger RNA from Pneumocystis murina B123, 1666 nucleotides. Its product is annotated as T-complex protein 1 subunit gamma. Gene Ontology annotation, biological process: protein folding. Gene Ontology annotation, molecular function: ATP hydrolysis activity; ATP binding; ATP-dependent protein folding chaperone. NCBI's taxonomy places the organism in Eukaryota, Fungi, Ascomycota, Pneumocystomycetes, Pneumocystales, Pneumocystaceae. Gene Ontology annotation, cellular component: chaperonin-containing T-complex. Bases 1 to 1650 code for a protein of 549 amino acids. The transcript is spliced from 7 exons. The record is from RefSeq and is a predicted model, not a curated record.